GAUGCAAAACUUGUAUUUUAAUCUAGUAGAGGAUGACGACGGUAGUCAAAAUUUAAUUACUGCCAAAUGUUUGAGAAUUAAUAUUGAAAAUUUUGAAGCUGACAAGUUUAAAAUUGGAUCUGAACAUAAAUUUCGUAUUAUUGGAUAUUCUCCAAUGGAACGACUUUUGAAUGUUUCAAUGAAAAAGUCAGAUAUGAAGCAAACUGUGUUUUCUAUAGAAAAUGUGGUUCCUUGUGCCGUUCUUAACGGAACUAUAAAAUCUAUUAGAGAUACUGGAAUUAUUAUCGAAUUUGGAGAUGGAUUUACUGGAUUUGUAUGUGCAAUGCACAUUCUUGACAAGCCUGUGGAUAAAUGGCAAAGCAGAUUUAAAAAAGGCCAAAAGUUGCGUUGUCGUGUUUUAUUUAUUGAUUCAGCCUCUAACAGAAUUAUGCUUACCUCAAAGCCAUCAUUGGUAAAAAAGCCUGGAAAUGAAAAGUUUAUUACAACUUUUGACAAGAAUUUGGAAGGGGCAGUUUCAACAGGAGUUAUUAUUAAGCAUCUGGAAGGCGGUUCAUUAUUAAUUGCUUUUUUCAACAGAAUAACUGGAAUAAUGCGCCCAAAUGAAUUGAUAGGGCUUCCUGAGGCUGCGACUAAGAUUGGUUGUUGCAUCAAAGUUCGUGUACAAAGUGUAGAUCCAAAACGUUCACAAAUGAUUCUCGAACAACCUAUUCAUGCAAUUGGAAUUGGAGUAAACAAGCAAAAGAAGACAUUAACUACAAACUCUCAAAAGAUUACAACGAACACUAAACUUGCAAAACCAUUUAGAAUAUAUAAUGCUGAAGUGAUUGGGCCGUGGCCAUAUGGAGGUACAUCUUCUGCUACAACGGCUGAAUUACUUAUUCCUGGUGGAAGUGUUGGUCGACUCCAUGUAAGCGAAUUAAACAAUUUAGAUGAAUGUGGAGAGGGUUCAUGUCCUAUGCAACAAUUUUUGGAACGAAACACUGGAAAGAUGAUAAAUAUUAAGGUUCUCUCUGUUAGCAAAAGAAAAGCGUUUCCUGUUAAAGGAAAAAGAUUACUUGAGGAACGGAGAAAGUCAGAUAGAAUUGUUGAAUGCACAGCAAGAUGUGAUAAGUUGCAAGAGUCACGAAGAAAACUUUCAAUUUUGAAUUAUCGUAGCGUGUUCAAACCUGGAAAUGUGGUUGCAGUUUUUAUUGUUUCAAAAUCUUCAAAUACUACAAAUAAUGUUUUUGCUGAGAUAAAUCCUGAUUUUUCUGCUAUUAUUUCAAGAGAGAAUAUUAAAAUCAAUUCAAAACUGGAUCAUCAAAAUUCUGCAAUUAAUGUCGAUGAUUUGUUCGACAGUGGAGAACUUCGUUUUGGCAAAGUGAUUGGUGUCAACAAAACAAACAGGGGUAGGAUUGUGUUAUUGGAGUUGGUUGAUGCAUCUAAUUGUGAUCUUCAUGAAGAAUCGACUAAAAAUCUAUCGAAUGAUGUGAUUAUGUCUGAAUAUGAUAAUAAUUCAACUGAUGAAAGUGAUGAUAAUACUAUCAACGAGGAAUGUGAUGAUGAUGAUGACGAACCUGAGGAAGAAGAGGAAAACGAGAUUGGUGAAGAAUCUGGAUCAGCACAAGAGUUUGAACAAAUUCUUCUUACAAAUCCUAAUUCAAUUUCACAUUGGAUUAGCUACAUUCAGUUUAUGGCACGCAAAAGUACUUCAAAGAAGAAUUAUAUUUUGGGAAAGGAAGUUGUUGAGCGCGCUUUACAAACGAUCGCAUUCGAGAGUGAUAACGAUUUGAGUAAAAUUUGGCGUUCAUAUCUUUAUUUGGAAGUGCUUUUAGGCAAUGAAGAGUCAUUGAAAGAAUGCUUUAAACGUGCUUGCGCAGCAACUGAACCAUUAAAGACACAUAAAUACUUGAUUGAUCUUCUGAAGAAACAGCCAAAUGCAGAGGGUCGUGAAAUGGAGAUUCGUGGCUACUUUGAAUCUUUUAUUAAAAAGAGUAAUGAAAUAGAACCUUGGUUUGCUUUUGCCAAACAUUUGUUGCAGCAAAAUGAUUCAAAUCAAAUUCUUCAACUACUUAGAAGAGCAAUUCAGUGUACAGGAAAACGAAAACAUCUACAAUUGAUCAAAGGAUUUGCUCGAUUAGAGGCUCAACAUGGAGAUGUGGAAAGAUCAAAAACAAUGCAGGAAUUGAUAAAGAAUUAUAAAGAAGUCGGAAAGCAGAUAGACAUUCAAUCCUUGGAAAGGGCACUUGGUGUGAGGAUAGAGCAAAAUUAG
Molecule: messenger RNA, 2251 nt
Organism: Meloidogyne enterolobii
Lineage: Eukaryota; Metazoa; Nematoda; Chromadorea; Rhabditida; Meloidogynidae
Source: the annotation of a GenBank genome assembly